Puma concolor (puma) is the source of this 1435-nucleotide messenger RNA. The record is from RefSeq and is a predicted model, not a curated record. Lineage: Eukaryota; Metazoa; Chordata; Mammalia; Carnivora; Felidae.
GUCACGUGGUUGCUGGGCCGGGGAAAUGGCGGCUCCAGGAGAGAGCGGGGCUUCGGCUGGCGGAGGGAGCACUGAGGAAGCAUUUAUGACCUUCUACAGUGAGGUCAAACAAAUAGAGAAGAGAGAUUCAGUUCUAACAUCCAAAAAUCAGAUUGAAAGAUUGACCCGUCCUGGUUCCUCCUACUUCAAUUUGAACCCAUUUGAGGUUCUUCAGAUAGAUCCUGAAGUGACAGAUGAAGAAAUAAAAAAGAGGUUUCGACAGUUAUCCAUAUUGGUGCAUCCUGACAAAAACCAAGAUGAUGCUGACAGAGCACAAAAGGCUUUUGAAGCUGUGGACAAAGCUUACAAGUUGCUACUGGAUCAGGAGCAAAAGAAGAGGGCCCUGGAUGUAAUUCAGGCAGGAAAAGAAUACGUGGAACACACUGUUCUGUGGAUCUGGUUCAAACAAGCAGUAUAUAAACAGACCAUGAAACUCUUUGCUGAGCUGGAAAUUAAAAGGAAAGAGAGAGAAGCCAAAGAGAUGCACGAAAGGAAGCGACAAAGGGAAGAAGAGAUUGAAGCUCAAGAAAAAGCCAAACGAGAAAGGGAGUGGCAGAAAAACUUUGAGGAAAGUCGAGAUGGUCGUGUGGACAGCUGGCGGAACUUCCAAGCAAAUACAAAGGGGAAGAAAGAGAAGAAAAAUCGGACCUUCCUGAGACCACCGAAAGUAAAAAUGGAGCAGCGUGAGUGACCACCUAGGGUCACGGCCACAGAACCUUCCCCCGACUGUCUCCCCUCCUGCUUCGAAGGACUCAUUCUCUCUUCCCAUUUCCACCCCAACAUAGAGUAGUAGUUGCUUUUUAGUCCAUUUUGUUUUCAAUACAAUUUAAUAUCGAUCAGAGUAAUUCUUUUGUACAUUGAAAUGAGGGGCUCAGUUUAAAAUGAAACCUUACCCCACCCCCACCCCUAGACCAACCAGGAUUGGAAGGGGCCACCAUGGGUGCCGCCUUCUCUUCCCACAGCCCGUAACUUAAUGUUUUGUACUUCACUGAAUUGUGAUGGUUAGAAACCUCGUGUAUAGUUUGUGGAAAUCAUCCAAUUAAACAUAUUGCUUAAAAUGGUGUUGCCGUGACUUCAGAGACAAGCCUGGGCCACCUUAGGAAUCCCCUCUGCUUCAGUUGCUUGCUUCUGGGCGUGGCGUCCUUCGAAGCCCCAGAUCAGACAGGGAAGGCGGUGGGCACACAGAACAGUCACUCGAUGCCCUGACCUCCCGACAGUGUGUGGCAUGUGCUCUCCCUUCUGACUGAUCUUUCCGUGUGGCAUGAGGCUCCGAGCCACCCAAACCUGUUCACUUUCCAAAGAGCUAGCCAUCUUCCACCCACCACCAUUCUGUCCUAGCCUGUCUGCAUUCAUUAGUGGUAAUAUUCUGUAUAUGUAAUAAAUUUUUAUACCCUAA